Molecule: messenger RNA, 2340 nt
Organism: Rhodotorula graminis WP1
Lineage: Eukaryota; Fungi; Basidiomycota; Microbotryomycetes; Sporidiobolales; Sporidiobolaceae
Exons: 3
Coding region: 367-2295 (642 amino acids)
Source: RefSeq, a predicted model, not a curated record
GGACCUGUCGCGCUUCCGACGGGCGCCUCGGCGUCAACCUCGACUAGCGCCGGCGCGCAGCCGUACCCGCGCAACGGCAACGCCUCGGCCCGCAGCCUCGCGACGACCGACGGCCGGUCGAGCCCGCUCCCGCGACCUGCCUCGCCCGUCUCGCCCCCUCAGCGCCCUUUCCAGCCUCGUCAGCCGUCGUACGAGGGCGCGCCGUUCGCUCGCUCGAAGCACAGCUUUCACAGCAGCGACGGCGUGUACCCCGGCUCGCCGCUUCGCCGCUCGACGUCCCUCUCGACGGGCCCGAACGGCGCGGCCCAGCCUCGAUCGCCCGUCCACCACCCGUCACCUCUCCUCGGUCGAGACGCCGUCGGCCUCAUGAGCGACAACAGCCCGUACUCGCGCGGCGGGUCCGCCCUCGCGAGCCGAGACGACCUCCCGCUCAGCUCGAGCGCCGGCGCCGGCGCCUCGAGCACGACCUCGCGCCAUCGAGGGUCGCACUCGACGACCGAGGCGCUGCGGUCGGGCAUCUCGCGCCGCCUCGACCGCAUCCGAGGGCGCACGAUGGACGAGGCGAGCGCGAGCGCGACCGCCCUCGACAGCCAGGCGCACGACUCGCCGGCGCAAGGGCGGUCCGACUCGGACUAUGCCGCACGCAGCCCGUCGAGGCGUCCGCAGCCGGGCUUGCCGUCGCCCGGCAGCGGCGGCGAGCCCGGCGCCGCCGCUCGGCGCCAGUUCGAGCGGCCCUACCUGCGCAAGAACAACACGUCGGUCGACGUCACGCGCCCGAGCGGGUUCGACAGCGACGGGCAGAUGCGCUCGAGCGGCGACGAGGCGCUCAUGGGCGGCGGCGCGGCGGGCGGCAAGGCCUGGCGUCGCGCGAGCAAUCGCAUCCUCCAGAGCGCGUGGCAGGGCUUCAAGACGUCGCUCGACACGUACCCGGACCCGUGGGCCUACCCGCCCUCGGUACGCCCGACGACGUCGCUGUACGGCAGCGGCGGUCGAGGACGGUCGGCGGCGAGCGGGCCGGGCGGGCGGAACACGGACGGCGCGCUGCGGCGCAGCCAGAUCGCCGAGGCGGACGAGGAGGACGACAGCGAGGGCGAGUGGGCGGCGACGAGGAGGAGGAGGCGGCAGCCUCGCGAGGUCGUCGACCUGAACGAGGACGAUUUCGGGCGGCUCAACAGUGCUCUCCGCCAGGUCCGCAUCGAGGUCGCCCGCCUCGACGACUCGCUGCCGCAGCAGAUCGCGACCCUCGGCUCCUGCCUCGACGAGCUGUCGGCGCACGCCGAGUCGACCACGGCCGAGACUCGCCUCUCGUCGUACUACGCCCCGCCACGCAUCCCUGCGAGCGUACUCGCCGACGUCGCCCACGUCAAGCGGCGCCGCGACCUCGAGGAGGAGGGCGAGGACGUCAGCGGCGGGUCCGGCAACGACUCGGACUCGGAGGACAGCGAGUCGUCGUCGUCGUCGUCGUCGACGUCGUCCAGCUCGAGCAGGUCGCAUGCGUCGAGCUACGACGAGCGAGCCCGUGGCUCACGGUCGCGCGCGUCGUCGCCCCGCAAGCCGUCCCUGCACGCUCGUCGACCGCGCCGCGACCGCCAUCCCGUCCAAGCGCACGCCCGUCACGUCACCGAGCCCGUAUCGACUCGUCAGCAGAUGCGCGCUCGGUCGCACACGCUCGCGUUCCCGCCCAACGUUGUCCCGCCGCACAGCGACCUCGCGCCGCCGCGGCCCAAGGAGGUCAGCCGAGCGUCGGGCUUCUCGCCGAUGCAGCACGCCGAUCCGCUCCGGGUCCUCGAGAACGUCGUGCGCGACCUGACGCGGGCGGCCGACGAGCUCGAUGCGGGUGCGCGCGAGGUCGCCGCCGAGCAGGACAAGGUCGACGCCGAGAUCAACCGGCUCGUCGACAAGGUCGAGGCGACGCAGAAGGACAUCGAGGAGACCGACUAUCAGAAGCUUCGCGCCCUCGAGGACCACCACCUGCGCCUGCGCACUCGCCUCGCCCGCCCAUCGCCCAUCACGAGCCUUGUCGGUCCCGCCGGCGACCUCGUGGCCAAGGCCUUCUUCGUCGUCGUCCGCGCCGCCUUCCUCGCCGCCUGGCCCGUUCACUGGGUCACGCCGGCCCUGCGCGCCCUCGGCCUUCCCCUCUCGUACUCGCUCGCCGUUGCUGCCCUGUCGAUCGUCGGCCUCGCCCUCGUCUACUACGGCGUCGCCGUGCGCCUGUGGGCGCUUCUGCCCGACCUGCCCGUCGUCGAGCCGUUCAAGGCCCUCGCCGUCAACCUGUGGGCCCGCUGUAGCUCGUAGAAUCCCUCUCAUUUCGUGUAUUACUACCCGCAAUCGCAUUCUCGU